AUGAAUAUUGAACCAGCUAAGAAGUGGGUGAAUUUUUUCAACUCUAAUAGGAUGUCAACUAAAGGAAUGAGCCUGAGCUACAUUAAUCCAGUAAUAAGGAAUGGAGAACAGGUCAUUGAAUUGAAGAAAGAAGAAGUAGAUAAAGCAACAGUAGAAUGGAAGCAAGCUCUUAUCCUUUAUGUGGUAGGGGAAUCACCAACAAUUGCUGCAAUUGAGAGGUAUAUUGCACUGCAGGUGAAUACAGUUAGUAAACCUAAAGUGUAUUACCAUAAUGAUGGCUACUUCUUAGUUAGGUUUGCUUGCUUGGAUGACAGGAAUGAAGUGUUGUAUUCUGGUCCUCAUAUGCUUAAUAAUAAACCCAUUAUAGUUAAAGAUUGGAGUGCUGAUUUUAACUUCAAUAAGGAGGUGUUGCAGACGGUGCCAAUUUGGGUGAAAUACCCCAACCUACCGUUGAACUGCUGGAGUAUGGAUUCGCUAAGUAGAAUUAGUAGUGGGCUAGGGGUUCCAUUAUAUGCUGAUGAAUGCACUACUAAGGUUGAGAGGAUUACUUUUGCAAGAGUGCUAGUUGAAAUGGAUGUAGCAAGGGAAUUGCCAAAGAAACUCAAGGUGGAAGAUCCAAAUGGGAGAGUGUUUGAACAAGAGGUGAAGUAUGAAUGGAUUCCAGCAUAUUGUCCUAAAUAUAUGCAGGUAGGACACAAAUGUACUACAAAUGAGGGUACUCGUAAAGUAGCUCCUAAGUUGGUCAAUAAAUGGGUUGAGAAGCAAAAUACUACUAAUGGGACAACAGUCCCACAAGUAAUAAAUGAAGGAAAAGAUAAAGGGAAGGAACAAGUAAGUGAGGAGGCAGCAACAUGGCAACAAGUAUCUCCAAGAAUAAUAGCUAGAGGAAGCUCAGAUACACAGACAAAUGCACUAGAUAUGAGGAUGACAAAUGGAUUUGGAGCAUUAGUUAGUAUGGAACAGGGUUCAAUAAGUGUAAAAGAUGAUAAUGCUGGUGGAGGAGAAGGGUAUGGAGGAAGGUUAAUAGAAAUGGUUACAUGA
This is a messenger RNA of Solanum tuberosum (potato), 1041 nucleotides long. RefSeq lists its product as uncharacterized. The coding region runs from base 1 to 1041 and encodes 346 amino acids. The transcript has a single exon. NCBI's taxonomy places the organism in Eukaryota, Viridiplantae, Streptophyta, Magnoliopsida, Solanales, Solanaceae. The record is from RefSeq and is a predicted model, not a curated record.